AUGCUCGUAUCUAGGGGACAGAACCUGAUCCUGAACUUCGCCGACCACGGCUACACCAUUGCCGCCUUCAACCGAACUGUCUCCAAGGUCCACCGAUUCCUCGAGAAUGAGGCCAAGGGCAAGUCCAUCGUCGGUGCUGACACCAUUGAGGAGUUUGUCAGCAAGCUUAAGUCCCCUCGCCGUGUCAUGCUGCUCGUCCAGGCCGGUGCUGCUGUUGAUGAGUGGAUUGAGAAGCUCAUUCCCCUCCUUGAUGCCGGCGAUAUCAUCAUCGACGGUGGUAACUCCCACUUCCCCGACUCCAACCGCCGCUCUCGCUACCUUGCCGGGAAGAACCUCAGAUUCGUCGGCUCCGGUGUCUCCGGUGGUGAGGAUGGUGCUCGCACUGGUCCUUCCAUGAUGCCCGGUGGUAACGAGGAGGCUUGGCCUCACAUCAAGGCCAUGUUCCAGGACAUUGCCGCUAAGAGCGACGGCGAAGCCUGCUGUGACUGGGUCGGUGAUGAGGGUGCUGGUCACUACGUCAAGAUGGUCCACAACGGUAUUGAGUACGGUGACAUGCAACUUAUUUGCGAGGUGCGUGAAUGUUCCCUGGAAUAUGGAAAGAGCAUUAUGGAACUGAUCAUUUGUUUAGGCCUACGACAUCAUGAAGAGAGGUCUUGGAAUGACCAGCAAGGAGAUUGGUGAUGUCUUCGCCAAGUGGAACACCGGUGUUUUGGAUUCUUUCCUGAUCGAAAUCACCCGCGAUAUUCUGUACUUCAACGACGAUGACGGCACUGCUCUGGUCGAGAAGAUCUUGGACAAGGCCGGCCAGAAGGGUACUGGCAAGUGGACCGCCAUCAACGCCCUUGACCUUGGCAUGCCCGUUACUCUUAUUGCCGAGGCUGUCCUUGGACGAUGCUUGUCUAGCAUCAAGGAUGAGCGCACUGUCGCCUCCCAGAAGCUCCAGUUCGUCAGCCGCUCCGCCAAGUUCGAGGGCGACCGCGCGCAGUUCCUCGACGACCUUGAGCAGGCCCUCUAUGCCUCCAAGAUCGUCUCCUACGCCCAGGGUUUCAUGCUGAUGCAGGAGGCCGCCAAGGAGUACAAGUGGAAGCUGAACAAGCCUUCCAUCGCCCUCAUGUGGCGUGGUGGCUGCAUCAUCCGUUCCGUCUUCCUCAAGGAUAUCACUGCUGCUUACCGCAACCAGCCCGACCUCCAGAACUUGCUCUUUGAUGACUUCUUUAACAACGCCAUCAACAAGGCCCAGCCCGGCUGGAGAGAUGUUGUGUCCAAGGCUGCCCUCAUCGGUAUCCCAACCCCAGCCUUCUCCACUGCUCUAUCGUGGUUCGAUGGUUACCGCACCAAGGACCUCCCUGCCAACCUUCUGCAGGCACAGCGUGACUACUUCGGUGCCCACACUUUCCGUGUGA
This is a messenger RNA of Clonostachys byssicola, 1403 nucleotides long. NCBI's taxonomy places the organism in Eukaryota, Fungi, Ascomycota, Sordariomycetes, Hypocreales, Bionectriaceae. The record is from the annotation of a GenBank genome assembly.